This is a messenger RNA of Sphaeramia orbicularis (orbiculate cardinalfish), 1676 nucleotides long. It is a transcript of the gene plag1, whose product is annotated as pleiomorphic adenoma gene 1. Gene Ontology annotation, cellular component: nucleus. The transcript is spliced from 3 exons. Lineage: Eukaryota; Metazoa; Chordata; Actinopteri; Kurtiformes; Apogonidae. The record is from RefSeq and is a predicted model, not a curated record. Gene Ontology annotation, biological process: regulation of gene expression. Bases 221 to 1663 code for a protein of 480 amino acids.
UUUUCAGGCCCGCCGCGUCUAGCAAAAAAUAUGAGAAAAAAAUUAUUAAAAAUUCGGAAAAUAGUUGAAAGUCAAGAAAAACUCAACAGAAAGGAUGUUAAAGCAUCCGGGGCCCUUGAGUCCGGCCGGUGUUGAGCUCCAUAAACUGGAUCCAGUCGUCUCCUCAGAACUCGUCGGGCUCCGCCCCCCCGUCCAUGUAGCCGGUCUUCCUUAGGCUGUCAUGGCCACGGGAACCCAGGGCCACCGAGACCACGUCCCGGACAAAGCCAAGCUCGCGCCGCCGGCAGGGAGGCGCAGGAGAGCGGAGGGGAAGCCCAAGAAGAACUUCCCGUGCCAGGAGUGCCAGAAAGCCUUCAACAGCCUGGAGAAGCUGAAGGUGCACUCGUACUCGCACACCGGAGAGAGACCGUACCGCUGCUCCCACCAGGACUGCACCAAGGCCUUCGUCUCCAAGUACAAGCUACUACGGCAUAUGGCUACUCACUCGCCAGAAAAAAACCACAAGUGUUCAUACUGUGAGAAAAUGUUCCAUCGUAAGGAUCACCUGAAGAACCACCUGCACACCCACGACCCGUACAAGGAGGCCUUCGCCUGUCAGGAGUGCGGGAAGAGCUACAACACCAAGCUGGGCUUCAAACGCCACCUGGCGCUCCACGCCGCCAACAGCGGGGACCUGACGUGCCAGGUGUGUCUGCAGCCGUUUCCCAGCACCGGCGUCCUCCUGGAACACCUCAAAACGCACGCCGGCAAGUCCUCCGGAGGGACCAAAGAGAAGAAGCACCGCUGCGAGCACUGCGAGCGCCGCUUCUACACCCGCAAAGACGUGCGGCGCCACAUGGUGGUGCACACCGGACGCAAGGACUUCCUCUGUCAGUACUGUGCCCAGCGCUUCGGACGAAAGGACCACCUGACGCGUCACAUGAAGAAGAGCCACGCCCGCGAGCUGCUGAGGGUCAAGAGCGAGCCCGCCGACUCGCUGGAACCCGCCGUCUACGACCUGGCGUCAGGGAGCGUCAAGGGAGAACUCCCCGGGAUGCUGACGCCGCGACCGCACCAGCUGAGCGCGUACCCGGGCCCGGUCCUGGACUCGGAGCCCUUCCCCGUGCCCGCCCACGCCUUCGCUCUGAAGUACCCGCUGGGCUCCGCCUUUACCUCAUACUCCGCCUCCUCGCAGGAGCGGGAGCAGAACCUAAAGGGAGAACUGGAGACGUACCUGAUGGAGCUGCAGAGCGCCAUGCCUUCCUCGUCGUCUGCAGCCGAAGAACCCCAGCUGUCCGCCUCCAAACUGGAGCUGGAGCCUCCGGUGGGCGUGUUGGACGACCCCACCCAGGACGUGGCUCUGUCCAAAAUGUCCACAUCGGUGGCGGGCGGCGCCGUGGCGGGCGACUCGCUGGCGUCCUCCUCGUCUCUGAUGGACUUUUCACAGCUUUUCAACUUCCUGCCGUUGAACGGGCCUCCGUACAACCAGGCGGGGGGGGGCGGAGGGGGGCCGGCGGUGGGCUACCCGCCCGCUGAAGAGGCCACGCCCAUUGUGCAGCUCCCCCCCCAGAACCCCCAAGGCCCCGAUUCUGCAGAGAGUUCACUUCAAGGGCUCAGCACCUCCUUCAUAUCCAACCUAAGCUCCCCCACCACCCUGCCCCGGUUCCACCAGGCCUUUCAGUGAUCACAACCAGAAC